AGUCGUUCGGUUGCUUCCGAGAAUUUCGAGCGUUUAGAAAAUCCGUAAACAUACAAAGUAUUCGAGUGUUGAAGACCGAGAUUAUUCGGGAUAUUUACGGUCAUGGCAAAAUACGAAUUCAGCGAAGUUCUCGUCGUCGACGACGACAAAGAAAAAUCCGAAAUAAUAAAAUCGAUCGUCGAGGAGAAGGAUCAGGAAAACGCUUUUUACAUUCUGGACGUUGGUUGGGUCGUGCGAAAACACUGUGACUGGAUCAAUAAGAUGCCGCGAGUUGUUCCCUACUUCGCCAUCAAAUGUAAUCCCGAUGCAACCGUGAUAAAAACGUUGGCGGCUCUCGACGGCUGUUUCGAUUGCGCGUCUCAGCGAGAGAUCGAGCAGGUGAUUUCGGCCGGUGUGCCAGGGGAGCGCAUCAUUUUCGCGAACCCAGCGAAGCUGGUGUCGCACAUAAAGUACGCGAAGAAAUGCGGCGUCGAUAAAAUGACGGUUGACAGCGUGCAGGAGAUGGAGAAAAUAAAGAGUGUUUUUCCGAGCGCGAAGCUCCUCAUUCGCAUCCGCAACGACGGCUACUGCGACAAGCAGUCCAUGACCUCGCUCGGGGAGAAAUUCGGCUGCGACCCGAAAGCGGAAGCCGCCGAUCUUGUUAAAUCGAUGAGAGAGAUGGGCUUGACGUUGCACGGAUUUAGCUUCCAUGCCGGAAGCCCUUGUCCGGACACCAAGGCCUUUGGCGACGGUAUUAAAAUCUGCAGGGGACUCAUCGACUUUGCGAAAACGAUGGGCUUCCAGGACGUCCGGUUGAUCGACGUGGGCGGGGGAUUUCUCGGUCUCACCGACCAGCAGCUCGACGAGGCUGCAGCUUCGGUGAACGAGGCGUUGACAGAGCUCGAUCCUGCGAUCGGCGUUAUCAGCGAGCCCGGCAGGUAUUACGUCGAAGGUGCGUUCACACUCGCUGCGUUAUUGCACAGUAGGAAAGAGAUCGUGGAGGGGACCGAAGUGAAGCAAGUUUAUUACGUCAACGACGGUUGCUACGGCUCCUUCAUCGAGGAGUUGUUGCACCUUAAAGCGAGGGUGCCAACGUCUCUGUACGAAAAGGAGGCUCAAAACGCCCAGAAAUUCAUUUCGACUAUCUGGGGCCCCACUUGCGACUCGCACGACUGCAUCGUCAAGGACGUAUUGCUGCCGAAGUUCUCCAUCGGCGAUUGGAUGCUCUGGGACCGGAUGGGAGCUUACACGAUAUCUUUGGCUUGUCCUUUCAACGGAAUGCCCGUCGCUGACGUUUACCCCUUCAUCAGGAAGAGUGACAUGACAUUCUUUAAAAACGCUCUCGAAAAAACGCGCCGAAAUGGACACGAUUGAAAUGACUUUUCUCCUUUUCUCGCCGUUCUCGCGUCCAUUUAUUCCUCCCUCGCGUCCUCCAACUCCCCGAUGAACAAUAAAUCUCAUGAUCGAUCCACGAGAAGUGGGAAUUUCUUGUUUCACAGUUCCCUCACGUUUCGGGACCGUUUCCGGUCCCUCCCCGCAGCAUCUACCGUGAUCUCCGUCCUUAAAGUCGCGAUAAACACGCGAAUCUUUGGCUACUAUCGAAACAUCGAUUCUGGGUGAACAAAAAAUAAGUAGGGAGACCCGGAGUACGAGGAGACGAAUAAAAGUAAUCGAAAAAUCGAAUAAAGUUACCGGAAACGUCGUCGAAGAACAACGUUUCCGGUUUACAUAAGUGACAACAAAUCUGUACUUUAUUUUUGAAGAAUCUCAUUGCAAUAAUGCGAGUCGUUGAGAGAGGAAUUACGAAAAGAGUUCAAGGAUGUGGGGAGGCCAUGAAAUUUUUUUUACCUCAAACGCUGAUGUUUGUUUUAUUGAAUUGACAUUUUGUUUUUUUUUUUUUUUUUUUUUUUACAAUCGAUGCUGAACAUUUUUAAAGAUAACAUUUUGACGUCGAUAAGAUGCCGGAAUUCGCGAAUAUCUGUGAUCCAAUCAGUCGAGCGGAAAGCCUUCGGAGUCUUGGUUUUGUUAUCCGAAGCGGUGACGCUUUAACGAGAGUUUUCUCGAGGCCCCGGUGACUCGAUGUUUUCCAACAAAAUGGGAAAAAUGUGGAUCGCGGAGAACGGCGUUUUCUCGAGGAGCGUCGAAAAAGAUUGAUCAGUUGAAAUAAAAUGAUUCGACUUUGAUGAAGGAGCUACGAAGAAGGUGACGAUUGGAAUAAAGUUUGUGUUGUGUUGUUUUGUAACGGUGCGUUUAUUCUCGUACAUCCGGAGGUCGAAAUUUUCAAUAAAAUGUCCAUUAACGUUGAUGAAAAACGGGCGUUACUCGACUCGAGAUUGGCCCGCGUCUCCGCACGAGGUUGCCGCUCCGAGCUCGCGGGCUCUGGCCGUACGGCGACCUGCCGUUUGUCGAGAAGUAAUACGAUCCUCGGCUGCAACAAAGUGGGCGCAUGAGCUUCGGGGGAAAAUGACGCGGAACGGUCGUCGCGAGGCGGGCUCUACUCACGCGUGAACCGGCGUCGCGUAGCCGACGAGAACCCGAUCGUUCGAAUCGCAUUUGCCCAACAGCAAGUCCGCGAAGGAACCGCACCGGACGGCCACGAAAGCUCCCUCGUUCACGACGCUUUCCGCGUAGUACUGCCAGGACCUCCAGUGACUGCACAAAUCUGAAUAGCGAAAGAAAUGCCCGAGCUUUCCUGUGGCCGCGGCGGGGAUAAUCGGCGCGAGGUUUUAGUGCCGUCGAAAAAAGCGAAAAAAGUGACGAACGUGACAACACCGAAGUACGCAUAGUAAUUUUGACGCCGAAAGCAGUUGCUCUCAAAUUUAUCUACGUACACGGGGAAAACGGAUUUGUUUUGUAUAGCGAGGAACGUAUUAUUUUUCAAGAAUUUUAUAAGUAUUUAGGCACCGAUUACAAACAGCAUAGUAUUUUUUGAAUUUUCCAAUUUUUCAUCUCUUCGCAAUAAUACAAACAGCUUUAUGUGCAUAGCA
Molecule: messenger RNA, 2966 nt
Organism: Venturia canescens
Lineage: Eukaryota; Metazoa; Arthropoda; Insecta; Hymenoptera; Ichneumonidae
Product: ornithine decarboxylase 2-like
Exons: 7
Coding region: 103-1353 (416 amino acids)
Cellular component (GO): cytoplasm
Molecular function (GO): ornithine decarboxylase activity
Source: RefSeq, a predicted model, not a curated record